AUGCUAAGUUUCUUGAAAGAUCUCUGGACUACCGCAUGCGCAGGAAAGGUUUUAUUGGCUAAUGAAUACGUCAGCUUCUCCGCAUGCUUAGGAGGCCACAAGACACUUGGAAACAAGCUCUUCAUACGAGAGUGCUACUUGGAGAUGAGGCGGGACAAGGAGUCGACACAAACAUGCGAUCCAAUGAUCCUCACAGGUACUCCAGGGAUCGGGAAGUCCUGCUUUGCAUACUUCUUACUU
Messenger RNA from Guillardia theta CCMP2712, 240 nucleotides. RefSeq lists its product as hypothetical. NCBI's taxonomy places the organism in Eukaryota, Cryptophyceae, Pyrenomonadales, Geminigeraceae. The annotation marks the transcript as partial. The record is from RefSeq and is a predicted model, not a curated record. The transcript is spliced from 2 exons.